UUUAGUAAAAUCAGGAAGUCUAGAAUCAUUCUCACAGUGAGUUGGUCCUUGUUGUUGUGUCUUACUCUGCUCAUCAACAUGGCUCUUCAUCUCAGUGUUCUUCUCAUCUUCACUGGACUCACAGGAAUUCACAGCAUAACUACAGUCAGUAAAGUGUCAGUGAAGGCUGGAGGCUCCAUCUCUAUCCCAUGUCUCUAUGAGCCAGAGUACACACACCAUGUCAAACACUUGUGUAAAGGAUAUAAUUUGGGGUCCUGCUCCUGCAAAGUUAAAACUGAUCAACCAGACAGUUCAGGAAAGUUUUCAAUCUCUGAUGACAAACAACAAAGAAUUUUCACUGUGACUAUUAAUAAUCUGAUGAUGGACGACACUGAUUACUGGUGUGUUGUGGAGAUAAAUGACCUGAAAAGUGACGGGAAGCUUUUUCAGCUGUCAGGCACUGGAGGUUGGCCCCAACUCUUUGUGGAUCAUCAGGAGAUUACAGGAUUUAAUGGAGAAGAUGUAACCAUCCAUGGUUCCUAUAGUAACACUGGAGAGAUUGAGUGGUGCAGGCUGGGAGGGUCCUGUGUGAAGGAACCGUCUGGAUCAAUAAAUGGAACAAGAGUGACCAUUAAUGCAAAUGUCUCCAAAGUUUUCACUGUGACUAUGAGUGGACUGAGGACAGAGAGCAGCGGCUGGUAUUUCUGUACCAAAGGACUCCUACAGAUGCCAGUGCAUGUGACUGUUAAAGAGAGACCCAGCACUACAACCAGACGUUUAACCACAUCUUCACCCACAGCUGAACCUGUGAAUCACACUGCUGUCUCUGCAUUUGGGGAACCUACCACAGUUCAGGGUGGGAACCACAGAGCUUUCAUCAUCCCUUUGAGUUUGUUGAUCUUCAUUCUAAUGGUGGCCUCGUUCAUCUGGUUCAUGUUGAGAAGACACAAACAGUCCAAAGCACCAGCAUCAGCUGCAACUGAGGCUGAAGAGGAAGUAACAUACAGUACUGUGAAGCAUAAGAGAAAAACUCUUGUCAAGCUUGAAGCAGCAGAUGCGGACGUUACAUACAGCACACUGGCUCUGCAGUAAAUGGAUAUCAGUGUUACGGUUAUCUGCUGUAUAUUUUUUUAAACGCUCUAUCGCUGGUUUCUGUUUUUUAAUAGAGUCUCUCAAUUUGCUGUCUGCUAAAAUCUUCUCUCUUUAAAUAAGAAAUAAAAUACUGUGUAGAGGUGAAAUGAGGUAUCAGUGAAACAUUCUGGUAAUAAUCACUGACACUCCACUGUCUAUCUGGGCCUCAUUUUCUGAUUCUGAGACAUGAAGGUGCAGCAUUAGAGGACAGAAGGAAUCAGGACAUCUUGUCACACCAAAAUCUUUAUCAGCACAAUGACGCAGAGACUGACUUCUCUCUUGCAUGUGAACAUAUUUAUUUUGUACUUUUAUGGCCUGAUAAUGAUUCAUCACCACAAAGUGAUGUAGGUGAUAACAGACAGUGUGACUGGCUGUUUAUUCAAAGUUGCAGCCACACACUGUUUAUUAUAAUGUGUCAACUGUGACUGAAAGAUAUCACUUUAUGGAUGUCAGGUUCAGAACAGUUCCUAGAAUGUGUUUGGAAAUACAAGAAUCUGAUGUUCUCAUUAUGUACUAAGUCCACUUUUACUAUGUGUUUGCUUUUUGUGUUGCGUUUGAGUACUACUUGAGUAUACCUGAAGUGUAAGUAGUAUGAAAGUGAACUUUAAGAGAAAAACGCUUUGUUACGACUGUGCCAGGACUCCAGUGUCUCCUUGUGUUUUCCCCUGUCUGCCUUUCCAUGUGUGUUUGUUGUUGUCUGGGCGUCUCAUGGUGUGGGUGAGACCAUCUCUCCCUUACUCUCCUGGUUCAGCAGCAACUGCACAUCUGGUCUCUGUCGUCUCAUCUGCCUCUCAUCAUGCCCUCAACCUGCAGUAUUUCUACAGACCACUCUUCUACCACUCAUCACCAGAUCGUUCUCUCACCCUCAGUGGCUACGCUGUGGCCACACUUUGCUCAUUCGUUAAUUGAGAUUUUGAUUCCUCACAUUUGCCUUUGCUGGACCUGAAACCCCCGGGACCCGAACCCGGAUAAGCGGAUGAAGAUGAUGAUGAUGACAUUUGCUUUUUUGACUAAUACACCCUGUUUGAAUCCUUAUCAUAACAGAACCUUAACACACCUUUGUUGAUCUGGCUGAUUUUUGUUGCCUAAUUACACUCGCCCAAAUAAAGACAUUUUAGAAAAAUGUGUAAAA
Messenger RNA from Dicentrarchus labrax (European seabass), 2242 nucleotides. RefSeq names its product polymeric immunoglobulin receptor-like. Bases 79 to 1071 code for a protein of 330 amino acids. Lineage: Eukaryota; Metazoa; Chordata; Actinopteri; Moronidae. The record is from RefSeq and is a predicted model, not a curated record. The transcript is spliced from 8 exons.